Molecule: messenger RNA, 5306 nt
Organism: Dipodomys ordii (Ord's kangaroo rat)
Lineage: Eukaryota; Metazoa; Chordata; Mammalia; Rodentia; Heteromyidae
Gene: Zgrf1
Product: zinc finger, GRF-type containing 1
Exons: 26
Coding region: 120-5186 (1688 amino acids)
Biological process (GO): double-strand break repair
Cellular component (GO): site of double-strand break; nucleus
Molecular function (GO): helicase activity; zinc ion binding
Source: RefSeq, a predicted model, not a curated record
CGAUGACGUCACACUCGUACGCGGGAGAAAUUCGAAAAUGUCCAUUUUGUGCAAUGGGACAGGUGAACAACUACUGAUUAUUUUCUGGACUUGACUGGCUUAUAUCUUCAGAAGAAACUAUGGAAAGCCACGAAUUUAUUGUCCUAUAUACUCAUCAGAAGACAAAGAAGUCAAAAGUGUGGCAAGAUGGCAUUCUGAAGGUCACUCACUUAGGAAACAAAGCAACUUUAUAUGAUGAUAAAGGAACAUGUUUGGAAACUCUAUUUCUUAAGUGCUUUGAGGUGAAACCAGGAGAUGACUUGGAAAGUGAUCGAUACUUAAUCACAGUUGAGGAGGUUAAAAUUGCUGGGAGUAGAGCAGUUAAACAGGAUAUCAUUGAAACAACAGAGCCCAAUUUAAGGAAGGUAUCUUCUGGCCGCUCUCUUGGAUGUCAACCUGCUGGGUUAAAAAGGAAAUUCACUGGUUAUCAAAGACCACAUCAAGUUCCAAAGAAAGUGGUUGUUACAGAAAAUGCUUCAUCAGCUGAAACAUUGGAGACUGAGAAACCCCAUCUUCCUUUUUUUCCUCCAUUCUCAAGCACACUUCCUUUGUUUUCUACUGUUGGCAAAAGAGAUCUAAAUAAUAUGCCAACAGUCCCUGAGAAUGUGGUCCCUUAUAAGAACAUAGAAAGAAAUGACACACCUUGUUCUUCAGUUGUCUCUACUUCAUCCUUCAAUAGUGACCCAAAACUGCUAAGUGAAGAAAGUUACUUUUGCUCUUCUAUCAAUUCUCAAAGUAAACAUUCAGACUCUCUACUGACCAAUGAGCCCAUAAGUAGAAAUAGUUUAGUAUCUCACUGUGAAGUUUCACAAACCAUCAGAAGCAAAGCACAGAUAUUAGCUCUUCUGAAGUCCAAAUCAAACCUAAAUUUUGAGAUUACAAGACAUUUUUCUCAGGUAGAACCACAAAGAAGUUCUGAAAAAAAUCCUACUACAUCAAAGCACUUAGUUCAACAGGAAGAGUAUGCUCAGACAAAAGGCACAGAAAAGCUACGUGAAGAGCAACCAUCAGAAAAUCAUAGCAGAUAUAAAAGCCGGUGGGCCAUAUAUCUACCCUCACAGAGUUGUACUGUAGAUGAGAAUGAUAGAGAAGGGGAGCCUGAGUCCCAGGAAGAUGAUAUAAAUUUGAAAAACUUUUUGGCACAAAAGACACUCGAAGCGUGCCCUGAAAAAGGAAAAAAGUAUCAUGAAGACAACAACAACCAAUUCUGGAAUCAAGAAGAAAAAUUAGAAUCUCUUUCGUUCUGUGAAAGCAGCAGCUUACCGGUUAGUUGUAACAGUACAGAAAAUGAUGAUUUAUUAUUGGCAUCCAGUAAUCAAAAAAGUAGUGAAAUCUCUCUUAAUCAUAAUGGAGUAUGCAUAGAAGAACCAGUUUGCAUUAGAGAAAAGGUAGUCUAUACACAUGGACUGAUAGAACAAGACUAUAAGCCAGUGUCACCGUUGCCAAAAUCAGAACAUAUACAAGGUGAACCUCUUCUACAUAACAACAACUCUAGUCUCUCUGAUGGUAAUGCAGGCAUGUCUUCUGAAUGUCAUACUGAGAAUGAAAGUCUGAAUGCUGUUUGUGAACUUUCACAACCAUCUAUAGAGGUAACUUUUAAUCUAAGCAAUUUUGAGAUCAGUGACACCGAUGAGGAAUCACUGGAAAGCAACGAACAUUCCCAGGAUUCAGAGCAAGGGGAAAAAGAAAUUUUGGUUAAUGAUGGCAAUUCAUGUGUUCAAAAGAGUUCUGAGGAUAUAAACUGUCAAAAAAUUGGUAAUGAACCUUUACCACUCUUAACAGCUAUUGGUGGCAAACUUAUGGAAAUAUUGCCCAGAAAAGAGCCUCUGUUAUCAGAGUUUUGUGAUAGAAUUUGUGUGGGUUUUGACACUGGAGCUUGUAAAGAUGUAAACACUGGAAAAGCGAUAGAGGAACAGGAUAGGGACACAUUAAGCAAUUUUGACUUGUCUUUAGAAUGGGAUGUUGUUGAUGAGCAUGCGAAUAGCAAUGAAGGUGCUGAAAAAUCUAUCCAAAAAAUUAGAAGUAACUAUGAUUGUGUUUCACCUUUGAGUAAGUCUGAAGGUUUAAAAAGGAGCUUUCAUAUGCCUCACUUUGCAGACACAGUCACUAAUCAGACUCCUAAAAACAAUUAUGUGUUUUCAGAAGAUGCUCACUCUCAGUCUUCUAUUUUGGAAAUUUCACAAGCUAUACCAGUAUCUCCUCAACUAAAGCAGGAUUCUCAACAGCCUGUUGAGUUUCAAGGGCACCAAGUGAAAGGAUCAGCUACUAGUGGUGAAAUGGUCAGAGGACAUCGCUCACAGCUGGUAGAACGCAGUCACUUGCCAAAUAGCAUGGAAUAUAAAGACUGCAUGACAGAUAUGUGCUUCUUGGCUCCAGAUUUGCCUAGAACUUAUAUGCAGGCUGACUUCUUGGAGGUAAUAUCGCCAGAACAAAAGAUCUCUACAUUGAAUCCGGCCUCUCCUUUUUCUUUGAACUCAAGAAAUGAAGACGUUGUGAUUGAGUUCUCCGAGGAAUCUCUGAAAGCAAGAACUUUACCUGGAAUGAAAAAAUCUAGUUCUCUACAGAGUAAGAUCCUUCAAAGGCCUCCCUUUGAGAUAAAUGGCUCUGAGCUAUGCUUCCCAAGUAGGCAGAAAAUAAAAUCUGCUUUCCUUCCUCAAAGGCAGAUUCACAUACCAGCUGUUUUUCAGUCUCCCAUACAUUAUAAGCAGACCUUUACAUCUUGCAUCAUAGAACAUCUAAAUAUAUUGCUAUUGGGGUUGGCCCAAAGACUACACAAAGCACUUUCAAAAGUUGACAUAUCAUUUUACACAUCAUCGAAAGGAGAGAAUCUGAAAAAUGUAGAAACAAGUUUACCAUCCUGCCGUCAUAACCAGCCAGCAAAACUUGUCAUGGUUAAAAAAGAAGGGCCAAAUAAGGGUCGUUUCUUUUAUGCAUGUGAUAGACCCAAAGCUGAUCAAUGUAAAUUUUUUAAGUGGCUGGAAGAAGUGACUCCAGGAGGAGUGACACAGGAAGAGUCUCAGCCCAGCAUGGUUUUAAAUGAUAUUAAAAGCAUUGGCUUGUAUUUGAGAAGUCAAAAGAUACCAGUCUAUGAAGAUUGCCAGCUUUUGGUGAGAAAGGGAUUUGAUUUUCAGAGAAAACAGUAUGGCAAACUAAAGAAGUUUGCUACAAUAAAUCCUGAAUUUCAUAGUGAAACCAAAAGCAAACUUUACCUUAAGCUGAGUAGGAAGGAAAGUUCUUCAGUUUAUAGCAAAGAUGACCUUUGGGUGGUUUCAAAAACUCUAGACUUCGAACUAGAUACAUUCAUCGCAUGUAGUGCUUUCUUUGGACCAUCAUGUACCAAUGAGGUGGAACUGCUACCUUUGAAAGGCUAUUUCCCUUCUAACUGGCCCACAAACAUAAUGGUCCAUGCAUUAUUGGUCUGUAAUGCCAGCACAGAGCUGACUACUUUGAAAAACAUUCAGAACUAUUUUAAUCCAGCUACUCUACCACUAACACCUCACCUAUUAACCAUGUCUUCAUCAACUACAGUUAGCAGUAAGAAUGUUGUCAGUAAGAGAAAAUUUAUUCCACCAGCCACUGUAAAUAUCAACACAAAAUCUGAGCUCCUCAGCCUAGGAGCAACAUUGCAGUUAGCCAGUGAGUUCAUUCAGACACACAAGUUAAACAAGGACCAAGCUACAGCUCUAAUUCAAAUCGCUCAAAUGAUGUCAUCCCUGGAAAGUGUUGGUGAAGUGAAGGAAAUGUGCAUCCAUACCCUUCCUAUCACAGUCAUACAUGGUGUUUUUGGAGCAGGAAAAAGCUAUUUGCUGUCAGUGGUGAUUUUGUUCUUUGUACAGCUAUUUGAAAAGAGUGAAGCUCUUGCUGCUGGAAAUGCAAGGCCAUGGAAACUUCUGAUUUCUUCUUCCACUAAUGUAGCUGUGGACAGAAUCCUUCUUGGGCUUCUUGGUCUUGGAUUUGAAAAGUUUGUCAGAGUCGGGAGUCUUAGGAAGAUUGCCAAGCCAAUUUUACCUCAUAGUCUGCAUGCUGGCUCAGAAAAUGACAAUGAACAAUUAAAAGAACUCCAUGCACUCAUGAAAGAGGACCUGACACCUGUGGAAAGAGUCUAUGUAAGAAAAAGCAUUGAGCAGCAUAAGCUGGGGACCAACAGAAUGCUGCUGAAGCAGGUCCGAGUAGUUGGUAUUACCUGCGCAGCCUGCCCGUUCCCAUGUAUGAACGACCUGAAGUUCCCUGUCGUUAUGCUGGAUGAGUGUAGCCAAAUGACGGAGCCCUCCUCUCUGCUUCCCAUUGCAAGGUUUGAGUGUGAAAAGCUUAUUCUUGUUGGAGACCCCAAACAGCUGCCUCCCACAAUUCAGGGUUCUGACGCCGCUCAUGAAAAUGGAUUGGAGCAAACUCUUUUUGAUCGACUUUGCCUAAUGGGUCACAAGCCAGUUAUGUUGAGAACCCAAUAUCGCUGUCACCCUGCAAUCAGUGCAAUUGCUAAUGAUCUCUUCUAUGAAGGAAACCUCCUGAAUGGCAUUUCUGAGCCAGAGAGGAGCCCUUUAUUAGCCUGGCUUCCCACCCUGUGUUUCUACAAUGUUCCAGGACUUGAACAGAUGGAAAGAGAUAACAGCUUUUAUAAUGUUGCAGAAGCAGCUUUCACACUCAAGCUAAUUCAAUCACUGAUUGUGAGUGGAAUAGCCGGCUGUAUGAUUGGGGUGAUAACAUUAUACAAAUCCCAGAUGUACAAGCUUUGUCAUUUACUCACCACUGCUGACUUUGACAAUCCUGAUAUAAAAAGUGUACAAGUUUCCACAGUAGAUGCUUUUCAGGGAGCUGAAAAGGAGAUCAUUAUUCUGUCUUGCGUACGCACACAACACGUAGGAUUCAUUGAUUCAGAAAAACGAAUGAACGUUGCACUGACCAGAGGAAGGAGGCAUUUGUUGAUUGUGGGAAAUUUAACCUGCUUGAGAAAAAAUCGACUAUGGGUCCGUGUGAUCCAACAUUGUGAAGGCAGGGAAGAUGGACUGCAGCAUGCAAGCCAGUGUGAACCACAGCUGAACCAUCUUCUUAAAGACUAUUUCGAAAAACAAGCAGAAGAAAAACAGAAGAAAAAGAGCACUAAAGAGAAAUGUAAAGAAAAAUCUCAUUUGCAGACAGUCAUGGUCUAGGAAUUUUGUAUUUAUGUAAAUUGAGACUAAUUUUACACUAUAUAAUUUUAUUACUGUAAAACUCUUGAUAUUGAAAAAAUCUUAUUCUUAUGAUAAGUAAUGUAUUAAAUGGACACAACU